AUAUAUUUUAAUAUUUUAAAAUUAUACACUUUAUUUAAUAUUUAAAAGAAAUAUCAAAGAAAGAUAUACAUGAAGAUUUUCAACACCUCAGUCUUAUUUGACAAUUUUAACGGCCGCAUGCUGCCACCUAGUGGAGUCAUUUGUAAUUGUUCUGUCAUCAUUCACAUGUAGACAAAUUAUAUACAGGAAAAUUAGAACACAUUUUUCAGACUAAGUUAGAUUGGAUUAAAAGGUACACCACUGCUUUAAACCACAUGUUUUCUCAGGGAACAAAAACGAGAUUGAGGAGCAUUGGAGGAGGGUGGUGGUGGUGGGGGGUAAACACACAAAGCUGUGGUAAAAGGGGCUUCAAAAUGUACAUGGAGUACUUCCAAAGAGUAAGAGCAACCUGUCAUCAUGUGUCAGGGUUUCAUUAUGUACAGACCUAGGGCAAAUUGCUGGCUUAGUAGUACAGGAGUCGGACUUGGGUAUGGAAGAUUCUUCAGGUUCGCGUCUACCAGCUGCCAAGUUACCACUGAGGUGCACUGAUGGGUUAAAAGCAGAGGUCACAUUUGGUUGUGUGCAGUGGUGUGCUGUUUCACAAUGACAAAUUCAGUCACUUACCUUACUUACUCACCCACAUUAAGAAAUGGUGAAGUGAUGACCGUCCAAGAGUCAAAAAUAACCAAAGGCAUCCAGGUUUACACUUAGAAUAAACCGCAGACAGGUCACAUGUCCAGAUGCUAUUCAAUACCACAGUUAAAGUAAAGUGGGUACUGUGCGUACUAUGGAAGAAUUCAAAUAAUUCAGACCAUUACAUGGCUGUUAUGAGGAAGUCCACAUUGAUGACGGUGCAGACAGGACUUACCAAAACAAGUGCAGCAUGUUUGCGAAUGAGUUCGCAACGUCAGGGAGCGACAGCUGUAAGAGAAGAGAUUGGAUUUCAAACUUGCAGUAUUUUCUUUCUACGAUGGAGGAAGAGAUUGGUGGAGGAAUAUUUAGGGUGGAGACGGUGGGGUAGGGGGGCGAGGGGGCAAAGAGGGUCAGAGACAAUGUGAAGAAAGUGAAGAAAACUUAAAGGAGAGAUCAUUCUAUAAACAGCAUCGGCCUUUGGCCGCAACUGCCACGAGAGCCACGCUGCUCCUUCCGUCGGUGUUCCUUCCUAUUUCUCCUCCCACACAUGAAAGAGAAAUGGUAGAAGAAGCACAAGAAGGAGUGGUUAGGAGACGAUGACAAGAGUCUAAGUUAUGAUGUAGUGUCUCAGACAGAGCGAAGAGGCAGAUUGAAAAAGACCCGGAGUGGAGGAGGAUCAGCAGGGAGCCAUGAUGUGAACUAGACGUGGUGAUAAAACAGAUGACUUAUAGGAUAAAGGUACAGCAAAAAGGAGCAGUGGUUGCUAAAGUUUUGAACCGCCGACCUCCACUAUCAGCAAGGAAAGCUUGAGCUUUUUGGUUUGAAAGAGGGGAAAGAUAAAAGAAAGAAAGAAAAGAUAUUUAAACAGGACUGAUGGAUAACCAAGACAAGCUAGGAGGCACAGAUGGAACGGGAGGAGAAAAGGAGGUUGUUGAAGAAGAAAAACAGACAAAAGACAAAAACAAUAAACUUGAAAAGGAAAUCAGUGAGAAGCUGCCCGGCCACGGGAACCACCGUUGCCUGUUGAAGAAUGGUCGGGCUCUGACGGAACGCCUUGCCAUCAACGUGUCCGGGAUGCGUUACGAGACCCAAAUACGUACACUUGCCCAGUUUCCGGACUCCCUGCUGGGUGAUCCACGGCGCAGACGCCGUUACUACGACCCUCUUAGAAAUGAACUCUUCCUUGAUAGGAGCCGUGUCUGCUUUGAUGCCAUCCUAUAUUUUUAUCAGUCAGGUGGGAGGCUGCGGAAGCCUGCCAAUGUUCCCCUGGAUGUGUUCUUGGAGGAGCUGCAUUUCUAUGAGCUUGGUGAAGAGAUCAUCGACCGUUUUAAGGAGGAUGAGGGCUUCCCAAAGGAGGAGGAAAGGCAGCUGCCUACUAAUGAGCUAAAACGGCGCCUCUGGAUGCUGUUUGAGUACCCGGAAUCAUCCGGUGGGGCUCGCAUUAUUGCAAUCAUUAGUGUCAUGGUGAUUGUUAUUUCUAUCCUCAUCUUCUGCCUGGAAACCCUGCCUGAGUUCAGAAAUGAAAAGGAGCUGAGAGAGCAAUACACCAUCAUUUCACACCCCACCAUAGAGAAUGAGACGCUCUUGAUUCCACCUGGCUUCACUCCCUUCCAGGAUCCUUUCUUCAUCGUUGAAACCAUUUGCAUCUGCUGGUUCUGUUUUGAACUUUUCGUACGUCUAAUCUGCGCCCCGAGUAAGAUACACUUCUUCAAAGACGUCAUGAACAUCAUCGACUUUUUUGCCAUCCUUCCCUAUUUCAUUACACUUGGGACAGAGCUAGCUAAGGACAAAGACAAAAGCACACAGCCCUCUGUGUCUCUGGCCCUCAUCAGGGUUAUCAGGUUGGUGAGGGUCUUUAGGAUCUUUAAGCUCUCUCGUCACUCCAAAGGUUUGCAGAUCCUGGGCCAGACCUUAAAGGCAAGCCUCAGGGAGCUUGCUUUGCUCAUCUUCUUCCUCUUCAUCGGCGUAAUACUUUUUUCCAGUGCUGUAUACUUUGCCGAGGUGGACAGACCUAACACAUCAUUCACCAGCAUCCCUGAGGCCUUCUGGUGGGCUGUGGUAUCUAUGACCACGGUUGGUUACGGAGAUAUGUACCCAGAGACAGUUGGUGGGAAAUUGGUGGGUUCCAUGUGUGCCAUAGCGGGCGUGCUAACUAUCUCCUUGCCCGUGCCAGUCAUAGUGUCCAACUUUAGCUACUUCUAUCACAGAGGGAUGGAGUGUGAAGAUACCACACAGUAUCAUCACGUCACUACGUUGCUGUGGGAAAAAGACAAAGAUGCUAAUAGUGAGGAGGAGAAUGAAGAUGGACUGGAUGUAUGGGGGCCGGAGUGCAUGGAUGAGUGUGUACCCCUGUACAGUCAGAACAGCAAAGGUAUACAACCUCCGCUGAAUGGCUCUCUGACAAUGACGGGACAUUGUACUGGACAGGUGACUGGUGAUGUAAUGGGAUUUACCUUCUACCUCAAAGAACCUCUGGUCACUCAAGUUUGACAGACUGUAAAAAAGACAGAGUAUGCUGAUCGACAUGGAAGUUGUUUGUGCGUAGAAAAAAGUAAACUCCAAAAUGGAUGCGUUCUGAGUAUGGAGUCACGCAGAAAAAAAACAAAACCUUUCCAAAAAGACGUGGACUGAAGAACGCUACAACUGAGUCAAAGGUGCCUGAUGGGCAAUGUAACUUGUUAGUCCAUAGGACGACUGCACUAAUGAUUUUAUCAUUUAUUUUUUGGCACCUUUUUCAUUGGUCAAUUAGCCUUUUGGUAAAUAAAACAAAUAACAAGAAAUGUUUAGUGGUGUUUUCUUUAAUGUGUAUGUUUGUUGUAUUUUUAUGAUUUAAAUGUUGUGUAUAAAAACAUUUAUUGACCCAUGUUCAAAUGAAUAAUCUGGUCAAACAUGUAAAGUCCUAGCUUAGACCAAUUUUGAUGUAGGGCCCUUGCAUUACUUUUAUUCUCAUAGUCCAAAUGUUCCUAAAACUCCCAUUUCAGCUGUCAAGGUUGUGUCUCCAACGUUUAUAGUGAUAUUUGCAAAUGAAAAAUGCUUUUAACCCUUUGAUGCAUGACCCAUGAUA
Molecule: messenger RNA, 3676 nt
Organism: Cynoglossus semilaevis (tongue sole)
Lineage: Eukaryota; Metazoa; Chordata; Actinopteri; Pleuronectiformes; Cynoglossidae
Product: potassium voltage-gated channel subfamily A member 7-like
Exons: 5
Coding region: 1486-3102 (538 amino acids)
Biological process (GO): action potential; potassium ion transmembrane transport; protein homooligomerization
Cellular component (GO): voltage-gated potassium channel complex; membrane
Molecular function (GO): protein binding; delayed rectifier potassium channel activity
Source: RefSeq, a predicted model, not a curated record